Messenger RNA from Theobroma umbraticum, 1083 nucleotides. NCBI's taxonomy places the organism in Eukaryota, Viridiplantae, Streptophyta, Magnoliopsida, Malvales, Malvaceae. The record is from RefSeq and is a predicted model, not a curated record.
UUCAGGACUGACAGAAGAAAACAGAAAAGUAUCAAGUAUGAACCACUCCAAACGCAAUUUUCCCUGCUCCACCAUGGUUUUAACUCAUUCAUCAGGCUUAUACAUUUAAAAGCCAGCAAAUUCAAUCUUUCUUUCAGCCCCAACAAAGCUAAAAUGGUCAAAGAGCUAUGCAUGAAGGGCACAUUGCACCUCUUGCUCUUAGCCGUCACCAUAAAAUACGUGCGUGGAGCAAGGGUCCUUCCUGACGAUGGCACUCUCCCACCUGUUCCGCCACCUGAAACCAUAGCAACCAAUUUAAUUCCUACGCCUGUAGCAAACGCAGAAACGACAGUUGGUACCGCCGUCACACCUCCAACCCCCAGCACUAGCAGCCCCCUGGCUGCAACCACGUUGUCAUUCUUUAUGCAUGACAUAUUCGGUGGCUCCGCCCCGUCGGUAAGGGUUGUGGCUGGGAUCAUUGCCAGUCCCCAAGUCAACGGAAUCCCUUUCUCGAAACCCAAUGCUGGCGUCUUCCCAAAACGUGGUGGUGUCCCUUUGAUCACUGCUACCAAGGGCGUCAUCAUCAACAACAACCUUCCAUUCCCUUCAGCCCUAAAUGGUGCAACAGCCAACACUGUAAUUAACAACAAUGGUAACAACAAUUUGAUCAGUACAAAUGGCAAAAGACUCCCAUUUGUCACUGCUGGUCAGCUCCCACAAGGAGCUACCCUGCAAAAACUCUUGUUUGGAACAACUACCGUGAUCGAUGAUGAAUUAACUGAAGGGCAUGAAUUAGGCUCUUCUAUAAUUGGUAAAGCACAGGGGUUUUAUCUAGCAAGUUCGAUGGAUGGUAGCAGCCAUACAAUGGCAUUUACUGCCAUGUUUCACUAUGGUGAUGAUCAUGAUGAUGAGGAUGAUGCCAUUAGUUUCUUUGGGGUGCACCGCACAGCUGCGCUUGAGUCUCAUAUUGCUGUAGUUGGUGGAACUGGAAAAUACAAGAAUGCUCAAGGGUAUGCGGUAAUUCAGACCAUUCACAACACAAAUGAGCACACCACGGAUGGAAUCGACACGCUUCUUCAGUUUACAGUCUUCCUAACACAUUAA